This is a messenger RNA of Hemibagrus wyckioides, 2553 nucleotides long. RefSeq names its product guanylate cyclase 1, soluble, beta 2 (gene gucy1b2). The transcript is spliced from 14 exons. Gene Ontology annotation, cellular component: guanylate cyclase complex, soluble. The record is from RefSeq and is a predicted model, not a curated record. Bases 1 to 2211 code for a protein of 736 amino acids. Gene Ontology annotation, biological process: cGMP biosynthetic process; response to oxygen levels. Lineage: Eukaryota; Metazoa; Chordata; Actinopteri; Siluriformes; Bagridae. Gene Ontology annotation, molecular function: heme binding; guanylate cyclase activity.
AUGGUCAUGAAGAGCCUGGAAUCUAUCCCAUGGGACAAGGUGGUGGACACCCUGGAUUACGGCUUCAUUAACACUUGUUUGCGGACGUUAGUAGUGGAGAAGUUCGGAGAAGAGACGUGGGAUCAGCUAAGGUUACUGGCAGAAGUCCAAGACACCUUUAUGACCUAUGAAAUUUAUGAUGAUGUCAUCACCAUUCGUCUGGUGCAAGAGGCUUGCAAAAUGUUGGAUGUUUCUUCCGAGGUGGUGCUUAAGUUGUUUGGAGAAUACUUCUUCAGUUUUUGUAAGAUGUCUGGCUACGACACCAUGCUGCGCACCCUCGGUGGAAAUUUGGUUGAAUUCAUUGAAAACCUCGAUGCCCUUCAUAGUUACCUGGCAUUAUCUUAUCAGGAAAUGAACGCUCCUUCUUUCCGUGUGGAGCGGACGAAGGACGGCAGGACACUGCUCCACUAUUACUCAGACAGGAAAGGACUCCAUCACAUAGUGCCUGGCAUAAUUGAAGCGGUGGCAAAGGAUUUCUUCGGCAGCAAAGUGACCAUGAGCAUCCUCGAGCAGCCCGAGGAGGCAGAGCGCACAGGAAAGAGGGAACAUAUCAUUUUCCUCAUGACACAAACGAGCGAAGGGACAAAAGCUAAAACUCACGCUGAAGGUGGAGAGCUGAGAGAGGUCGAGGAGAUGCUUAUGUCAGACAGUAUCCUUCAGUCUUUCUGCCCCAGCUACCCACAGAGACUGUGGAUUGAUGAGAAAGCCUUCUGCAACGCUUUCCCUUUUCAUAUUGUGUUUGACCAAGAACUGAUUGUAAAACAGACUGGUGUGAACAUACAGAAGUUUGUACCAGGCCUGCAGCAGCCAGGGAUCCGCCUGGACGAAUACUUCAGCGUGGUCCAUCCUGAAGUAACGCUCAACAUCUACAGCAUCAAGAAGUUCAUCAACAGCCAGUUUGUACUGAAGACUAAAAGAGAGAUGCUUCCAGAAAACUUUCAAAACCAGUCCAUGCUCAAAUUACGGGGUCAGAUGGUAUGGAUGGAGUCUCUGCACUGUAUGGUAUAUCUCUGCUCUCCUAAGCUGCGCAGUCUGCAGGAGCUGGAGGAGCGUGGUCUGCAUUUGGCCGACAUCGCUCAGCACGACACCACACGCGACCUCAUCCUCCUCAACCAGCAGCGUCUGGCCGAGAUCGAGCUCUCCAACCAGCUCGAGCGGAAGAAGGAGGAGCUACGAAUUCUCUCUCGCCACCUGGAAAUCGAGAAGAAGAAGACUGAGACGCUGCUGUAUGCCAUGCUGCCACGUCACGUCGCUAACCAGCUCAAAGAGGGCAAGAAGGUGGAAGCAGGUGACUUCAAGGUGUGCACUAUACUCUUCAGUGAUGUGGUCACCUUCACGAACAUCUGCGCAGCGUGCGAGCCCAUCCAGAUCGUCAACAUGCUUAACGCCAUGUACUCCAGGUUUGACCGCCUCACAAACGUCCACGAUGUCUACAAGGUGGAAACGAUUGGCGAUGCUUAUAUGGUGGUCGGUGGUGUGCCCAUUCCCAAGGACACACAUGCCGAGCGCGUGGCCAACUUUGCCUUGGGCAUGAGGAUUGCUGCCAGGGAGGUGAAGAACCCUAUCACAGGACAGCCAAUCCAGAUCAGAGUGGGUUUACACACUGGGCCUGUGUUGGCUGGUGUAGUAGGUGAAAAAAUGCCUCGCUACUGUCUGUUUGGAGACACGGUCAAUACAGCAUCCCGAAUGGAGAGUCAUGGAGUCCCUGACCAUAUACACAUGAGUCCUUUCACCUACAGUGUUCUGAAGGAUAAGCACUUUGAGAUCCGUGAAAGAGGUGAGAUCCAGGUGAAGGGCAAGGGUCUGAUGACCACAUACUUCCUGCUCCAGAACCUUGCGCUGUCUGAGGAGCAGAUCAUGGGCCAUGGGGAAGAACCGUGUGUGUACAGAGAUGACCAUAAGGAGGUGGACCAAGCCACAGAUGAUAAAUUAAGAGAAGUGGAAGAAGAGAGGAAGUCUCCUAGCAAUGAGCAAAGCAGCAGCUCCUCCCCGUAUCUGAUUUCCGAUGACCCUUCACUCGUCCCCGCCGCAGAUGACGCCUCGGCCUGUUCCCCUGCUGCUGACUCUCCUCACCACGAUGUGCUUCAUUACGUGCCUGAUUACUCAGAACCUGUCGAGAACGGCCUUCCUUCAGAAAACGCCAUCAACUCCCGUCUCUGCACGCUUCUUUAACACGCAGGAUACAUUUAUAUUAGUCGCAACAACUGUAUUAGUUUUUUUGGGCUGACUAGUAUAAAAUUGUAUAAAGAAUACAUAUGCUAAUAGGGCAGUAGUACAGAUUAUUAUGUUUUGGUGACAAUAGGAUGCAUGGAACUGAUCAGUGCAGAUAUUUGUCUGAAAUCCAAGGCUUCUAAAAGCUGGGAGCAGAAACACUGUUUCAGAAAGUGAGAUCAGUGAUCAAACAUUUGCUGUGUAUGAAUCUUUUCUUCUCUAAAUGGGCUGUUAAUGCAACUAAAUUAUAAAAGAAUAUUUCUACAGUGAAAAUAACAUGUUCAAGCCUGUGAUAUUAUUCAA